CUGUACUUAUAUAUAUUUUGCAGGUUGUUGGUGAAGGUUGUGUUUACCGCAAUCUCAAUGCUUUAUCUUGUAUGUGUGAUGUUAAUGUAUUCCUCACCAGCACUUAGAGAGCAUAUUAUAUACCUAAAUUCAUGUAAGUCACUCAGUGUAUAACAUUAUUUAUAUAUGUUAUAAUAUUUUAGUUAGAGUACACCCAGCCAUUGUUAAUAUCAUUGGGUAUCCCAUAUUUUAUUUUAGGAUUAUCAUUAGGAACCCUGCGAUUAUUAUUAGGGUUAAUGACUUGGGUUUUUGGGAAUUCUUUGGUUUGUAUUUUAAAAGGCUAAAGUCAUGAUUGUAUUAUUAUGGGAAUAUGCUGACUCCUUGGACGGCAAAGUUGAUCUUUCCAGUUCUCUCUUUUUGUGUUUUGACUUUCUUGUGCAAUUGUAGGUAGAACUGAAGGUGUUACAGUAACUCAGAGUUACAGAUCCUUUGGUGAGAAUUACAGUCAAGGCAGGUCGAGCAUACCCCCCAAGAUUCUAUUAAUGAAUUGAUUAUUUGAAAAAUGAUACGUCGGUCGUCCCCGUAACUAGUGUCAAAUUCAAAUCGAUCGGCAUUCCUGCAUGUGUCAUGAGCAGUGAACAUUUUACAAGAACUUGUCUGUAUUUGGUCACAUUGAAAAUCUUAGAAUGGACAACAUUGCUUUGAAGACAUUUACAUCAAAUUCAGGGCAAAUAAGUUGGUGGAAAUUUUAUAACUGCCUCGUGUGCAUGAAUUCACAGCUCAUUACACAUGUGAGAAUGCAGAGAUGAAUUUGAAAUUUACAACUACACGUCUACCAACCAAUUCAACUUUUGAAUAAUAAAUAUUGAUUCAUGGAAUCUUGGGGGGUACGCUUGACCUGGCUGGACUGUAACCACUCUGAGUCCAAGUGAACCUUAUACAGAGUUGCACUGGCAAUUUUGAUCAAUAAAUUAUUAAAAGGUAACAUCUCAGCAGUAUUUUUUUUAAUCCCUAUUCAGUGAGAAAUCCAUUUGAAAAUUUGUCAGAUCCUGUUUCGUUUGGUUUACCUGUGAAUACUGUCAAUUUUUAUAUUACUGGCUCUGCUGGUAAACUUGGAGCAUGGUAAGUUGUGUCUUUUGUUUCAUUGUUUGCCUGAAUUUGUGUGGGACUUUAAUUUGUAAUGCUCAAGGAUCAUGUUAUGUCAUCAAGCUUUGUCGACAUAAACAUGCAAAAUCAUUAAAAUUACUAUCACCAAGCCCCAUUGAAAUCACCUGUAGCAAUUUAUCAGAGGCUUAUUCUCCUGUAAUUUUCCUUCAGGGAUAUUCCUGCUGAACCUGUUUCUAAGAUACAAGAUUCUCAGCCUGAGAUGCAUUCCCACCUAAAGGAUGGGAAAACAAUAAUUCUUUAUCUUCAUGGUAAUGCAUACACAAGGUACGUAGGUUGUCAAUAUUUUUUUCAGUGAUCAAUAAAGUUGAAGCUAUUCACUUGAUUAUUUUAUAUUUUGUUGUUAAUUUAUAUAUUGUCAAUAGUUUGAUAAAUAAAAAUAAAGUGUUGAUCUUGCAUCACAUUUCAUUUGAACAGUCACUCAAUCCCCGUGGCAAAGUGUUGACAGGUGAUUUAAAAAUGCCCUGUCAGCAUUGCUGUUGUGUUUUUAACUUAUGUUUUGUCCCUUUUUUUGUAUGUUAAAAAAAUAUUUCCAUCCAACAUUGUAACGUAGAUCUACAGGUUCCGACUAAGAGACACAGAAUUAUCAAGUAGUGCAUUAUCAUUGUUCUCUGUUGGUUAGUUUGUUAUUUGUUUUUGACAAUUUUAUAUUCUGUUUUGAUUUCUCUAGAGCAACAGGUCACAGAAUAGGAAUUUAUAAGGUUUGUAUAUUCUACCAAUAAAAUUGCUUAAAAAUUUUAUCUGUAUUUAUUUAUUGUUAUGACAUGCAUGUAUAUUUACUGUAAAAUUAUGCUGAAAAACACAUUUUUAUGUUUCAGCGUUUGAUUGGUUUGGGUUAUCAUGUUAUAGCUAUUGAUUAUAGAGGUGAGGCUUCUUUUCCAGUAUUCCCCAAAACAGUAGUUUCUGGUAGCUACUUUUCAGUGAUUUUCAAUUUUUUAACCAGUUGGAGGUCUCUGCCAAUCCAUAACUGACCCUUCCCUGUAUGUUGAAAUUAUUACUCUACUAAUAUUAAUAAGAUUAAAUAUUUUUUCUUAGCCAUAAGGCAUUAUGUUUUAGGGCUAAGAUAAAGGUACGCUCUGUCUGAAGUUACUUAAAAAGACAAACCAACCAACCUUUUGUUCAUCAGAGUUUUUUUAAAAAAAGUUAGUAACUGUAUAGCCUGCGAGAGCAUCCGGUUUUUUCGGCUCAAGUUUCUUAUUUCACCUGCCGAGAAAAACGGGCGGGUGAAACUAGAAACUUGAGCCAAAAAACUCGAUGCGCUCGCAGGCCAGUAACUGUACCAGUAAUUUUAUAUUUCAACCUCAAAAUUAGAAACUUUUGUUUUGGCCAAAGUAAAAUCUAGGGAGAUGGCCUUCUUAUGAAAAUAAUAUUAGAAUCAAUUUGCUUACAUAUGGUAUUAAUUUAUCAUUGCUAGGAUUUGGUGACUCUCAAGGGAAACCCUCUGAAAAUGGUAAUGAAUUUUUAAUCUGUUUUUUAACACCUACAUUGCCAAUAUCUUUAAAUUAUCAAGAAACAUAAUUGACCUGUUCUACUUAUUAUAAAAAUAGUGUUUUCCUAAUUUGUGUUUUUUUUUUAAAUUCAUUUCAAACUACAGUGUUCUUAUGUUUUACAGCCAACAUUUAUUGUAAGUGGUUUAGUGAAAACUGAAUUUUUUUUGCAUUGAACCAGUAAUUCUAGGUCCCCAUUUAACGGUACCCUGCUGUGGAAUCUGAAAUUUUAUGUUUUUAUUUGAUACAUAUUUGGGUUGUGAAAAUCAUAAACUAUUGUAUAAAGGAAAAAAAUUUACCUGUAAUUUAAUAUAUAGAAGAAUCCAUUGUGAUCAUGACCCUGUUGUUCUUUAAUUACCUCAUACAGGACUCAUACAAGAUGGCAUCUCUGCUAUGGCAUGGAUCAGAUCACAGAGUCCUGAUGCGUCGCUGUACAUUUGGGGCCACUCCUUAGGCUCAGGGUGAAUAAAUACAGUUUGAAUAUAUUGUUUUUAGCCUACGUUGCAAACAGCCUAAAUCCUGGAUGGGAUAUUGAUAUUGGGUUCUUUAUCUUGGUCUCGAGUGACAAGUCCGGCUGCAAAAAGGCUAAUUUCAUUUAAAAGAAAAAAAUUACAAGGAGUUGAUAUAAAGUGCUAAUAACUGGCACCACUUUGGAAGACAAUUGCCCGGCCUGGAUUGCCUUUGAUACUAAUGCAACUGUGCCUGUUUUUGAAUUAUUUACUACUUUGCAUUUCAGGGUAGCUGGUGGAGUUGCAAAGAUACUGUGUGAUGAAGGUCUGUAUAAAAAUGCUAACAUAAAACCAUUCUCUGCCCUUACCAGAGUAUGAUUGCAAUCUUGUUUUCUUGUCAUAUCCUUAUGGUCCAUACAAGUUUAAUAACUGGCUCUUAUUACAAGCGACAUAUUCUAGUUCGAACACCAACAUAAACGUUUAGUGUUACAGGUUUUACUGAAUAACUGCUAAACGUUUUCUCUUUGUAAAGACUUAACAAAAAUUUUCCCUAAAACAACGAAUGUCUUUCCGUAAAACCCUGAUAAAUAAGUCCUACACUCUUUUUUUUAUAUAAGAAUGUUGUUUUCCCGGCCCUGGGGCCCGUUUCUCGAAAGUCCCGGUGACUUUUCGGGCCCGAAAUCAAAUAUUCAAAUCGAAAUAUAAAGAAUAAGAGGGCGGGUCCUGGCUAACAAACUACUCCAUUUUGUUUAAUUAACUAAUAGUUUUAUCAUGUUAGAUGCAAAACUAUUAAAACCUCGAUCUUUAAUGUAAACGGAGACAGCUUACCGGGCCCGUUAAUUAUCGGGACUUCGAGAAACGGGCCCCAGGCUGAAUAUUCUUAUUUUUCUGCCGAUUUUAGGCUUAAAAUAUUCUUCUAUUAUUCUUUAAUUAUAGCUUAUGACAUUUCCGUUUUAGAAUAUAUUGGGAUAGCAAGUAUAUUUAGUGCAGGUUUUUCGCCUUGUUGGCACGUUUUGCCGUUCAGAGGAUGGAAUAAGUUGAAAACAUAUAAUUGUAUGGUAUUUACAGUUUUUGAACACACAAAAUUACAUCCUUUUCAAAACCUCAGCCUGGGGUUUAUUCUUAAAAUAUUCUUAAAAUUUCGCAAAUUUCAGCCUCGAUAUUCUUAUAAAAUAUAUUCUUAUAGAAAAAAAGAGUGUACUGUGCAAAAUUUCUCCAAAGAGGUUUCUUCUGAAUAGUAACACCACAGUAUUUCUUUCUCGGAUUUAAAGAGUAUGUCCCCGUAUUGUAGAGUAGAGUGGAGUAGAGUAGAGUAAAAGGGUCGACUUAAAACUGGCAAAGCGCACUAUAAUAAAUACCCUCUGGAAAGGGGGGCCCUGAUCCCGCAAUCCCGCGCCUUUCUCACGGGAAUCCCGCAUUCCGAACUUCUGUCAUCGUUUUCUUUCCCAAUCCCGACCAAAUUUUGGCGAAUCCCGAUUUAAAUGUUCGCAGUCAAAUUCCGUAUCCCGUGAACGUUUCCCGAAUCCCGCCUUGUAUUUUGCUCAAAACCCAGAUCCCGGGAAUACCCUUCCAGAACCUGAAUAAAUGCUUCCGCUCCUGCUGUACCUUCAUAUGCUGCAGUUUCUGUAAUUCUUGCUAACAACUAACUUAAGCUGAUACACACUGUAUUACUUUCAUUUUUCGUGAUAGGAGCUCCUCCAUCUGGGAUCAUUCUUGAAGCCCCUUUUAAUAAUGUAUGGGAAGGAGCGGUCACACACCCCAUAACAAUAGUAAGUUGGGAAAUCUCUUUUGCUUUCUCUUCUUCGUUCGCCAAAGAUCCAUGUAUUUCGGUAUCUGACGGCAGACGCGAGCCGGAUCCGAAGAAGACUCAAGAAAAAGUCUAAAGAAUUUUGUAAACUGCUUUCUAUGGCGACAAUGUUAACCAAGCUCAACUAAUCCAAAGGAAACCCAAAGCCCUAUAUGACUUGACUAAUGGUGGAUUUCCACUGUAGCGUAUUUUUAACGCGCAUAGAUAAAAUAGAGGCAAUGUAUGAAACCCGCGCGCAAGCGUAAAAUUUGACCGAGGUUCAACUUUCACAUUUACGCGGCGACGUUCCACUCAUCGCCUCUACUUUGUUUACGCGCGUAAAAUUUACCUGUGUACGCACGUUAAAAUUACGCGACAGUGGAAAUGCACCUUAACACUUCUAGAUUUUUCAAUGCUCCUUGCUGGCCGCCUUGUGUGUCUGGUUUGAUUCGCUCUAGGCUUUGCCAAUCUCAGUUCAAAAUUUCUUGUUUAAGAGCUUUUGAUAAGCUUGUUUUCAUGCUGUUAUCGCUCAUAUCAGCUAACUCGAAAGCUAACACGACUUUCGAUAGCUCAUGUUUCCUUUGUACUUGCAGCCUUUUAGGUUUCUGCCGUACUUCAAUGAGACCGUUCUGGAUGAAGUUAAGGAAGUUUUCCGAACGGAUAAGAGGUGACUUAAUUUUACGACGAUAAUACAGGCGCGAGUAAUCAAGAGUUUUGGAUACUUCCUGAGCUGCUAAAAAUUUUAUUGAAGUUUUGGUAUCUCAAACUGGACAUUUCUGUCAAAUGGAGAGCGCUAAAAAUACCUCGGAGCCUUGGUCUUGAUCCAAAAUAAGGGGGAAGGGGAAUCCCUCCCCCCCCACCCCCCCUAGAAGCGUCACUCCUUAUUACAAGACUUUUGUAAGCAUUGACUAUAAAUUUGCGGAGAGUUCAGUCGGGAAUUACAUUCCAACGGGGAAACACACGGAGUCUCUUUCUUGAAAGAGACUCUUGAAAAGUCGAAGAAUUUUAAGUUUAAGUAACCUGCGAUCACGCGCCAGUUUGGUGUUGCAUACAAAUUACAUGUAUUCCUGCGGGAAAGGCCGCAUGUUACCCCAACUACGUACCCAAAACAGGGAGCUAUUAAAUUCGGUCAGAUCACAGGUAAUUCUGCAAAGCACCUGGGUUGCAACAGAACGCAGAUUUUUGUAGGGUAGACUUGGAAAUCACAAUAAUGGCCAAUAUCCAGCCGUGAGCAAUUGAGUUUAAUUAGCCACUACACUAAAUAUUGUUCAUGGUAAGCUAAAGAUAACUUAGAGUAACACAAAGCUCAAUAUUUCUCUUGUAAACCCUUUUAUUCCAAAAAAGAUCAAAUCAAUUUAAGAAAUUUUCAACUUUCAUUUAGCAAAAUCCCAGAAAACAAAUAGCAUCUUGUGUGAAUAUCGCUGAGAAGUUUCUUUUGAAUUUUAACAAUAUACUGAUACGAUAUUACCCACGGACUCUUAGGAUGAGAAAUAAAUAAAUAAUAAAGUAUCAGUUGUUACAUAGGACUGUUAUUUUUUUCGGGUUUUCCGAAAAUGGUGAAAAAAGGGACAGCAUUUUUCCGCCAAAAAUUUCUUCCCAUAAAAUUAGCAGGUGUACUUGUUGUUUGACUGUGGUUUGAUUUCCGUUACUAAUAUUCCAGUAAUUUGAUCUUCAGGUUGACAGAUGUGUACUGUCCAAUUCUAAUCUUGCACGACCGGGAAGAUGAAAUUAUAUCAUUUGAACUGGGAAAAAGGGUAAUUCGUAGAUAAGGAGCUUUCUAACCAGGGAUUUUAUUGUCGCUUCUUACAAUGGUAGCCAAAAGUACUUAGAACAGUUAUGCAGUGUCCGUAAUUAUCUCUAAUUAGAGUUUAACUUUGGAAAAUCAGUGCUAUCUUUUUUGAAACAUUAGUGAUGCCCGCAUACAAUACAUAGUAUUAAAACUUAUUAAAAAUGCUGGGUACAAGUAUGAGGAGGGACUGGGCAUAGCCAGCCGCCAUAUUGGUGUCCCAAAACAAUAAAACGGCGGCCAUGUUGGUGUCCCUAACCAGUCCACUGGGAGUUGAACUCUUUUCUUAUGCGAACGCUUUCUUUUGUUCCAAUAAACUUUGCAUAGAUGCUGGCCUCGUGAGUGAAAACACUCUAUUAGUAUUUUUUAUAUAAAGAAUACUAAUGAGGAUGAAAUUUUUAAACAAAGAAUAUAAAUGAAGUAAAAUAAAACCAGCCCCGCACUUCCCUGAGACUGAAAUGAAAUGCCGCCCCCAUGCUUUUUAGUUUGACAGUGUUUUACCGGGGUUUAAAACACGAGCACGUGACGGAUUUUAGCGGACUUGAUCGGUUGUUGAGCUCAUGAAUUAUUAAUGAGUUAAUAGUAAGGCGAAACAAGUUUUCCAAAACGUCAGGUUCUUUGUUGAUACUGCCAAGGAGUACCUUUGCUGUCUUUAGGUGAAGUCCCUGUGAACCAGUCAAGGAACUCUUACAACACAUUGAGAAACCACUCGCUAAAAGAAGUUUUUUUUUAAAUUUCAGUUGUACGAAACUGCCAAGAAAACAAGACCAGCCGAUGCUGGACCCAUUAAAUUUAUUGAAUUUAACGAAAAUCUUGGGCACAAGUGGAUUUAUCUAUCUGAGAGACUUCCAGAAAUUUUAAGGUAG
This is a messenger RNA of Porites lobata, 7517 nucleotides long. The record is from the annotation of a GenBank genome assembly. Lineage: Eukaryota; Metazoa; Cnidaria; Anthozoa; Scleractinia; Poritidae.